AUGGAUGAACAACUGGAAUUGACAUUAGCUGAAAGUUUAGAAAUUGUUCGUGAUCUAUUCACAGUUAUUGAUAUAAUCAAUGCCCUAAACGAUACAACGAAACAAACUCCAUGGACGAAAGCAUUUCUUGCACAAUUGAGUACUACUUUCGAUGAUAAUCUCAACUACACUGGCGAAGAUCUUGAUCGAUGCAAGAAUUAUUUCGAUGAAACUGCUGAUCUACAACUUUUGAAUUUGAUGAACAAGAAAUUAUCGUCUGACAAUUCUUUCGACGAAUUCAUCAAUUGUCUACCAACUGAAUCGGAAUCAACUGCAGCAAUCUAUACAGAAUAUCCAUCACUCUCUAACAUUCCAGGUGAUUGUGUACGAAUACGUACCAAAUUUUUCUAUCAAUUGAGUGCACUGAUCGAAAAAGUUCUGCCAACUAUCGAUUUAAGUUUACCAUUAGGUCAAAGUAUCCUAAUGGAUAAAUUUCGUAAAGCCAAAAUCUAUCUGUUACAUAGAAAGAAAUAUGAACUACUACAACAAUCUCUAGAACAGACAGUAGCAACCAAUGAUGAUAGUCGACCAUCAGUUCAAUUCGAUACAUUAAAAGCCAGUUAUCCAAGUGAGAACGGUGAAAAUACGAUGUUCAAUCAAGCAUUCAAGCAAUUAUUCAAAGAUGCUUCUAUCAAAUUUCGACGAGCAGAUGAACGUCUUUGGGAUGCUACAUAUGUUGAAAUGCAUAGUAUUGAUGCUGGUGGACCGUAUCGAGAUUCAGUCACGUGUAUCUGUUCAGAUAUAUGUAGUACUCGACUACCAUUGUUCAUCUUGUGUCCGAAUGGACGAACAGGCAGUGGUUCGAAUCAAGAUCGAUGGAUUCCGAAUGUUUUUUUACCGAAAGAAUCUAUUCCAAAUAUAUUUCGAAAUCAAUAUCGAUUCGUCGGACAAUUGAUGGGCAUAGCCAUACGUCAAAAACAUUAUUUAGAUUUGAAAUUUCCUACCCUACUCUGGAAACAACUCGUCCGAGAACCGAUUACUCUUGAAGAUAUCGAAGCAAUCGAUAUGCAAAGUUUUACAAUUAUUAAAGAAAUGGAAAUGCAAAUUGAACAAAGUCAAUUGAUUAACAGUAAUAUUGACAUAGAUUAUCUGUUUAGUAGUAUUAUGAGUGAACUUCGAUUUGAUGUUGCCAGUUCGGCUGGACAAACUUAUGAACUUGUUCCUGGUGGUAAAGAUAUUCCGAUUACAGCAGCUAACUUUAAAGAUUAUUGUCGAAAAUAUCGUGAAUAUCGUCUGAAUGAAUUUUCUCGACAAAUUGAUUUUAUUCGUUAA
Rotaria sp. Silwood1 is the source of this 1311-nucleotide messenger RNA. The record is from the annotation of a GenBank genome assembly. Lineage: Eukaryota; Metazoa; Rotifera; Eurotatoria; Philodinida; Philodinidae.